Terrapene triunguis (Three-toed box turtle) is the source of this 3016-nucleotide messenger RNA. RefSeq names its product heme binding protein 2 (gene HEBP2). NCBI's taxonomy places the organism in Eukaryota, Metazoa, Chordata, Testudines, Emydidae. Gene Ontology annotation, cellular component: cytoplasm. The transcript is spliced from 5 exons. Bases 122 to 709 code for a protein of 195 amino acids. The record is from RefSeq and is a predicted model, not a curated record.
CAGCAUGCUGGGGCAAGGGGCCGAUCCCCGCCGUGCGGGGGGUGUGCCCAGCCUCCGGGGGUUAUGAAACCUCGCCGCCUGGCCCGCCCCCAAGCAGCUGGCAGGCUCCGACACACAGAGGAUGCUGAAGCCCAACAAACAAGCUCUCGCCUCCGGGCUGAAGCUGCCCAAGUGGACAGCGGUACCAAGCCAGGCUUCAGAUUAUGAAGUCCGGCAGUAUGAACCAGCUAAAUGGGUUGCAACUCCUGUUAAAUCAAUGGACUAUGAUUCAGCUGUCAGCACUGGCUUCAUGAAGCUCUUUAACUAUAUUCAGGGCAAGAAUGAGAAAGGGAUGAAGAUAGAGAUGACAGCUCCAGUAACAUGCCAUGUGGAACCUGGUGCAGGCCCAUUCUGCGAGUCCACUAUUACAGUCUCUUUUUAUAUACCAUCUGAUCAUCAAGCUGAUCCACCUAAGCCAUCAGAGUCAGAUAUUUUCAUUGAAAACAGACCAGAAAUGAUUGUGUUUGUCAGGUCCUUUGGAGGAUAUUCCAGUGCCACAAAGAACCAAGAAGAACUACUGACACUAGCAGAAAGUUUGAAGCGGGAUGGGAAAGUGUUUGAUGAAAAGGUCUAUUAUACUGCUGGCUAUGACAGCCCUUUUAAAUUGCUUAAUAGACACAAUGAGGUGUGGCUUAUCAAGAGAAAUGGAAACCCCAGCAAUCAAGAAUAGGAAACAAAAUGCUUUCUUGAGAGAUAGAAGUUGUUUAUUCAGACACUUUUUUUUUGCCUGGGAAUUGUAAGUACUUUUUUUAACAUCUAGACAGAUUAUAAUCUAUCAGAUUUCAAAUGUGCCUCUUCUAGAAUGACACUACCGUUUUUCCCCAUUCUGUCGAUGGUAUGAGACUGGUCACACUUUCAGUUAGAGUAGAAAGCCAUGAAAUUUUCUGUUUUCCUUCCACUUCACACCAUGUUCCCUAUUUCCCUCCCCUUAAAAUCCAUCUAGCACACAUCUAGAGAGGUUGCUACAGCAUAACACAAGGAACUCUUCCUAUGUAUUCUGUGGCCACACUCUUUACUGCAGACCCGAUCUCUCACCACAGAGCUGGGCUCCAAUUUAAGCUUUUAUUUAAAAAAAAAAAAAAAAAAGUCUGUAUCUGCAAUGGUUGUGUAGAAAACAAGAACUUCGUGUCUUUGCAACCAGCAGAAAAACAACAACUGAGGUUUGAAUGGCCUCAGUCAUCUCAGUGGGUUAUUACCUCAAAGAUGACAGUUUAAAUAUCAAUAUUAACUAUUUCAGUGCUAACAGAACUUUAGCACUAUCAUAGAAUCAUAGGACUGAAAGGGACCUCGAGAGGUCAUCUAGUCCAGUCCCCUGCACUCAAGGCAGGACUAAGUAUUAUCUAGUAGGCUGACUGGAGCAGCUGAGUUUGAACUUUGACAGCAUAUAGUGUGCCAGCACUGGACUGACAGUCCAUUUUUAUAAACCUUAAUUUGUUGCUUAUGACAGUUGUUGUAUUGGCAGCAGCAAGGACAGCAAGUCAUCUCGCCCCAGUGCAGGGCAAACUACUCUGUACUACCCUGCCAAUGCCUGACUAAUCCCCCUGUCUAUUUAAUCCUGGGCCUCUAUGCCAAGUCUGCCAGCAAGGAUGCCUGGUAUUGAGAAUUAUGCUGGCACCUGUGAAUUGUGGACGUUUCUUCACUGCAAGUUUAGCCGAGACCACUUACGCAUUUCUUGUUGGCCACUGAACAGCCAUCAUAUGGUAACAGCUUUACACUUGCUAGAGUAUAGAUAGUGAUACAACACACUCACACCUUGAUAGUAAUAGUUUGGUUAUUUUUAGCCUCAAAGCCUCCAAUAUUUGCCUUUUGAAAUACAUUGUUUGUUUUAUGGUACUAGUCCAGGCACUUGUAUAUCCAGUGUUAGUAUAUUCAAGUAAUAUCAAUUGUUACCUUUGCUUUUUACACUAGGACUGAUAUAUACUUUCAUGGUGACUACUGAUGCAUUGACUUUAAAAGCUUUUAUCCUUUGACUAUAUUAUCAGUCCAAAUUAGCAAAAGUAUGCAAGGCAAUUCACCAUCCUUAAGUCAGCCCAUUGUUGCAAUCUCCUGUUUGAGGAGAGCUGGUUAGGAGUGGCUUUAGAAUCCAUCAAAGCUGCUUCUAAAUUGACAUAAAAAGUAGCUGCAUGGAACUAGAAGCUCCCGCUAACCCCAGAAUCUUCACGCGCUCACAUUUUAAAAAAUGAAUCACUGUUCCAGAAGUUAAUUUCACUUACAGUAAAACAACAGAUAUAUUUGUUUAAAACCAUGUGUGUACAGGGUCCUUUCCAAGCCAAUUAGAAGCCGUAAGUUCUGCCCUGAGGAGUUUACAAUCUAUAUUAGACUGACAAUGAAGAGACCAUGGCAGAAAAGGGGAUUGGUCAGGAGACAACAGAAAAUAAUAGCAAGGGAUUGCUGCAGCUGCAUUAUUUUUUUUUUGCAGCGAGAAGAUCAGAUAAGCCUAUUUUGUUUCACUUCUUGUUUGCUAUAAGUUUUUUUUUUCCAAUUUAAAUUUCUGAGUUUCCUGAGCUUUUUAGUGUUCCUAAAAUUGUUAUUGCCACAGACAAAAAUUAAUCUGAGGUAUAAAUUUUAGAUCUAAUUUAUAAGUACAUACUUUUUAAACCUAUAUCUUUUGCUGGAUUUAUUUUCCUAUCUUGGUUCUACAGUAGUUAGGAUUUCUGUUGUCUAAUACAGUUCUAAAGUCUGGUUCAAUAGGGUAUAUAUUAUAUUAGAGAGGAAAGGAAUUAUAUGGUGGGAUAUUAUCUAUACAGAUUGGAAUUUGCUGGUAAAGGCCCUGAUCUCCCACUGAAAUUAAUGGAAUUUUGCCAUUGAUUUCACUGGGGAUUGGCCCCAAAAGGUUGUUUGAAAAAAAAGUCAUUGGAAUGUUUAUCAACAAAGUGCCUAAGUAAUUUGUGAGAAUGAAAUGUACUUUUUGCAUAAUGGAGUGCUAGAAAAUGUACUCUCCUUCAGAGCAAUAAAUUACCUGACACUUCGACCUUUA